Molecule: messenger RNA, 1495 nt
Organism: Trachemys scripta elegans
Lineage: Eukaryota; Metazoa; Chordata; Testudines; Emydidae
Exons: 4
Coding region: 89-1156 (355 amino acids)
Source: RefSeq, a predicted model, not a curated record
UCCCCAAGGGGGGCUGCCAUCAGACAAGAGCAUCUACCAGGUGGGAUCUUGGCAGCCCUUCCUACUUACGGGGUGAGACGGAGGAGACAUGGCCCAGUCAGAUAGAUCAACAGUGGACUGGACUCCUAUCAAUGCAUCAUUGGUGCCUCACAAAGACGCCCCAGGCACCGACAUCUUUGUUAAUCAAGGGGGAGUCUUCAUUGUCCGCUCCGACCUGGGCUGCUACCUGCGGACAGAGGAUCUAAAGACGAGGACUGGCACUGAGAUCCGGAGACUGCACCCCGCAUGCCAGGGGGGGGAUCACUACCUGCGUGACAGUGAGAACCCCCCGAACAUCUACAUCAUCAAGGGUGACUCCUACCGGGUGGUGAAGGACUUGAGCACAGAUGCCAUGGCCACAGUCCACCAGCUGCAUCCCAACUGCCGUGGUGGGGACCACUACAUGCACUGUGCUUCCGGGUUCCACAUCAUCUACCUAGAGCGGGGUGUUAUGCGCUGUGUCCUUGACAUGAGCACUGAUGCACAAGGGCAUGACACUCCCCUGAAGCCUGAUCGCUGCAAGGGGCUCUACUACUUUGGGUUCAAUUACGUCCAAGGCCUGAUCGAGGUGGAUGAGAAAUGGGGUGCUCAGUACUACUUGUUCCUUGACAUUGUCUCAGCAAAAUAUGUCUUCUCCAUCCACCCCGACGUGCUGAACUUCUUCCCCGGGGGGCUGACCUCAACUGGCGCCUCAACUGGCGGCUGGGAGUGCAUCAAGACCCUGCACAAUGACUCAGAUUCCUCCAUCACCUGGUCCGACAAGGUCACCUGCAAGGUGGGCUAUGCCAAGCAGCAGAUGUCCAGUAUUGAGCACAACUGGAGCAUCUCUGCUGAGGUAUCCGUCGGGGCUGGAGAGCUCACCAAGCUCAUCACCCAGUUCCAGUUCUCCCUCAAGACCCAGUACGGUGGCAGAAGCGUCUGCACAGAGCAAGAGGACUGGAACGAAGCCCGUGAAGAAGAGGAGUCAAUCCAGGUGACCCUGGAGCCCAAAACAAACCUGUACAUCUGGCAGUACCACCUCAGCAUAGGCCACAAGCCUGUCUUGUUCUGCAGGGACGUCCAGUUCACCAAAGAAAACAAACCACCCGAAUACAUCCCGCUGCCUCCAAUCCCCUAAGCAUCCGUGAGGAUGGAGAAUGCCUGCACCAUGAAACUAUUGUUGAUGUGUGUGUGUGAGCAUUGGCUUCCUGGAAAUCAAUGGGACCAAAUCAGUCCCUUCAAAUCCAUGCUUAGCGCUUCCCAGUGCCCUCCUCCCAGAUUGCAAACCCGGCUCAUCUGCUUCCCAUUUCCCUCCUUCUCUCCAAAUCUUGUUGCCAAGGCAGAUGAUUUCAUGACGUUCUCUUGGUCCUCUCUCAUUAUAAUCCACAGCCUGAAUUGUGAUUUGGGGAUCAUUCUGGGGUCGAAUCUGCUGCCGAAAAACAAAGAAUGUACCAAGCCUGAAUAAAGAUUUGAUUUU